Messenger RNA from Funneliformis mosseae, 918 nucleotides. Lineage: Eukaryota; Fungi; Glomeromycota; Glomeromycetes; Glomerales; Glomeraceae. The record is from the annotation of a GenBank genome assembly.
AUGUCAAGUCCUGCUGUUGCAUCAAGUUCAAGUGCGGCUCAACCAUUACCUAUUCUCCAUGAUGAUAUUUGCGCAAAAUGCUUUUCAGUUACCGCUCCUGAUUCUGCUGUACCUCAAAAUGUCGGAGCGUCAUGUUCAAUGGAAUACAAGACAAAAUGCGCAAAUUGCUUAAAACAGUAUCAUCCAUUUUGUUUAGGUCUUACAACUCCAAGACUUAUCAUUGCGAUGGAAGGAUACCCUUGGUUAUGUCAUGAUUGCAAAAAUUGCGUUAUUUGUCAUUCCACUGAAGACGAUUCGACACUUUUAAUCUGCGAUGACUGUGAUCGUGGUUGGCACCUUGGUUGUUGUGAUCCAAAAGUUACUGAAGUUCCCCAAGGUCCAUGGUUGUGUCCAUUAUGUGCUCAAUGCAACUCAUGUGGUGAAAAGGCUAUCUCAUUGAAUGAUGCCGCCAAAAAUUAUAAUCAUUCAGAGACAAAAUCUGAAUCAACUGGAUAUCCAAUAUUUCUGGCGACGAUUUGUAACAAAUGCCAUUUCAACUUUUUUGAGGAUAGAUUUUGUCCAAUGUGUCUGAAAACUUAUUCGGAGGAUGGAGAAGAGAAUGAAGAUGAUAAAGAAAUGAUAUGCUGUGAUGUAUGUGACAGAUGGAUUCACAUAAAGUGUGAUGAUGAAAUCACGCCAGAAAAAUAUCAAGAAUUAGUUGAGAAUACUGAAACCAAAUAUAAAUGUCCGUUAUGCGAUGAAAGGAUCACACCAAUAGACCCAAAAAACGAUAAACAGAAGGCAGCGUUGAGCACGGGUCAACCUAGUGCUAUACCAGUUGCUAUAAUCUCUGGUGAUAAAAAGGUCCGAGGAAUAGUAGAAUUUAAGGGAAAGAAGGUGGCUGUCCCUGAAAUUCGGGGCUGGAAUGUCGUUACGUGA